GGUGCUCUCUCCCUAGAAGCCAAACUCAAGAUCAUAAAUCCAAACCACUCAUUUCUCCUUUGCUGAAAAAAUUUCUUGGAGAAAGAAGAAGAAGCAUAAUGGCUACAAGCGCAUCGGCUUUGCUCUCACCAACCACAUUCUCCACUGCCAUCUCUCAUAAGAACCCUAACACCAUCUCAUUUCAUGGCCUUCGUCCUCUCCGUCUCGGUGGCUCCUCCUCCUCCGCUUUACCCAAACUAUCAACCACCUCCGGAAGAAAAUCGUCCUCCGCCGUCGUGAGAGCUGAGCUUAGCCCUUCCGUGGUCAUAAGCCUGAGCACAGGUCUCUCCCUCUUCCUCGGCCGUUUCGUCUUCUUCAACUUCCAGAGAGAGAACGUAGCGAAACAGGUACCGGAGCAGAACGGCAAAACCCACUUCGAAGCUGGAGAUGACCGUGCUAAAGAGUACGUCAGCCUCUUGAAAUCAAACGAUCCAGUUGGAUUCAACAUCGUCGAUGUUCUUGCUUGGGGUUCUAUUGGACACAUCGUUGCUUACUACAUCUUGGCUACUUCCAGCAAUGGGUACGACCCCAGCUUCUUUGGCUGAUUCAUCCCAUCUCUCUCUCGUAUAUGUAUAUGUUUGACUUGUUCCGCAAGCUAUCUAAUCUAUUCUCUAUCUCUGUUUCUUCAUAUUCUUCUGUUGUUGUUGUUGCUGUCCAAGACUUCUCCCUCCUUUUGCAACUAUUUUAUUUCGCCA
Capsella rubella is the source of this 734-nucleotide messenger RNA. RefSeq names its product photosystem I reaction center subunit V, chloroplastic. Lineage: Eukaryota; Viridiplantae; Streptophyta; Magnoliopsida; Brassicales; Brassicaceae. Bases 99 to 584 code for a protein of 161 amino acids. Gene Ontology annotation, cellular component: photosystem I; chloroplast thylakoid membrane. The transcript has a single exon. Gene Ontology annotation, biological process: photosynthesis. The record is from RefSeq and is a predicted model, not a curated record.